Lotus japonicus is the source of this 1905-nucleotide messenger RNA. Its product is annotated as putative phospholipid:diacylglycerol acyltransferase 2. The record is from RefSeq and is a predicted model, not a curated record. Gene Ontology annotation, biological process: lipid metabolic process. NCBI's taxonomy places the organism in Eukaryota, Viridiplantae, Streptophyta, Magnoliopsida, Fabales, Fabaceae. The coding region runs from base 1 to 1905 and encodes 634 amino acids. Gene Ontology annotation, cellular component: cytoplasm. The transcript is spliced from 6 exons.
AUGAAAAAUGAAGUGAAAAAGAAGAAGCAGAACAAGGAAUGGAGGUGCAUUGAUUCAUGUUUUUGGAUGGUUGGGUAUGUGUGCACCACUUGGUGGAUUCUGAGUUUCAUCUACCGGUGUUUACCUGCUACAUUACCUGGUUUUGAAGCACCUGAGUCACCUGGGGUGAGGUUGAGCCGUGAAGGGGUGGCUGCACUUCACCCUGUUGUUCUUGUACCUGGCAUUGUCACUGGUGGGUUGGAACUCUGGGAAGGGAGGCCCUGUGCUGAAGGGCUUUUCAGAAAGCGAUUGUGGGGUGGCAGUUUUGCUCACAUACUCAAAAGGCCUUUAUGCUGGUUAGAGCAUCUCUCUCUAGAUAACGAGACUGGGCUAGACCCACCGGGAAUUCGAGUGAGGGCAGUGCCUGAACUUGUUGCUGCUGAUGACUUUUCUUCUGGUUAUCUUGUUUGGGCAGUUUUAGUAGAAAAUUUGGCAAGAAUUGGUUAUGAAGGGAAGAAUUUGUACAUGGCUGCCUAUGACUGGAGAUUGUCUUUCCAGAAUACAGAGAUUCGAGACCAAUCUCUUAGUAGAUUGAAGAGUAAGAUUGAGCUCAUGUUUGUAACAAACGGCUAUAAGAAAGUGGUAGUGGUGCCUCAAUCUAUGGGGGCUAUUUAUUUCCUCCAUUUCCUAAAAUGGGUUGAGACACCUACUCCAAUGGGAGGAGGUGGUGGUGCAGGAUGGUGUGACAAGCACAUUAAAGCAGUCAUGAACAUUAGCCCGGCAUUUCUUGGUAAUCCAAGAGCAGUUAGCAAUAUAUUUUCAGCUGAAGGCGGUGAUGUCGGUUUUGUGAGAGCCGUGGCUUCUGGUGUUUUAAAUUUUGAUUACCUUGGCCUUCAAACGGUUGAACAUGUCUUGCGGGUAUGUAGAACAUGGGAUUCAAUCAUCUCAUUGAUGCCAAAAGGUGGUGAAACCAUCUGGGGUCACUUGUAUAGGUGUCCUACGAGUAAAUGUGAUAAGGGAUAUAUGAAGAACUUUGUAAGUCACAAUACUUAUAACUGCUGUGAUACGCAGAAAGUUCUUCAAGUAAAAGAGCCUCUGGAGUAUAGAAGAGCAAUCUCUUUUGGCAAGGCAGUCUCACAGUUACUCGCUUCACUUCUCACUUUACUUGAUUCCGAGGAAAUUUCAAGGGAAACUAAUUCUGCUACUUUUAACUCAACAUGUGAGGAUGUUUGGACUGAAUGUGAUGAGAUGAGCAGAGAAAGAAACCAAAGAGUUACUAAAACAAAGGCUUAUACAUCAAGUACGAUUUUUGAUCUACUUAAUUAUGCGGCUCCAAAAAUGAAGCGGGCUGAGGCUCACUUCUCUCACGGUAUAGCAGAGAACUUAGAUGAUCCUACAUACACCCAUUACAAAUACUGGUCUAAUCCACUCGAAACCAAACUACCCGAUGCUCCGCAAAUGGAAAUAUACUGUAUAUAUGGUGUUGAAACUCCUAUUGAAAGAUCAUAUGAUUACAAGUUGUCCUCCUCUGACAAGCGCACGCGUAUUCCUUUCCAAAGUGAUCUUUCAGUAGAUGAAGAAGAGGGUAGUUGGUUACACAAUGAUGUUUAUUCUGUGGAUGGUGAUGAGAAUGUGCAUGUUUUAAGUUCAGGGUUCAUGUGUGCCAAAGGAUGGCGCGGAAGAACACAGUUCAAUCCAUCCGGCAUGGCUACAUAUGUAAGAGAGUAUCAGCACAAACAACCAGGUAGUCUUCUUCAAGGGAGAGGUCUAGAGAGUACUGGAGCACGUGUCAAUGUUAUGGCGAAUAUUGCCUUGAUUGAAGAUGUUUUAAGAGUUGCUUCUGGAGCAACUGGUGCAGAUAUUGGCGGUGAUAGAAUAUUUUCAGAUAUCAUGAAGAUGUCUAAAAGGAUAAAUCUCAAACUGUGA